CUCCUAUAAAUUCAUCUACUCUAUUCACAAUUAUUUCUAAAACCAGAUAAUACUUUGAUAUUUUAAAUCUCUUAUAUUCAUUUGUCUUCAUCAACAACUACCUAUAUUCAAAGAUGGAGAGAACCAAUAUGAAAAAAAGGUGACAAAGAAGUUACACAUGAAGGUGAUGAUUUUGGUAAUGUUUCAGCAAAGAAGGCAAAUGAAACUACACAAUUUCAAGAUUGGAUGGAAGUUAAUAGUAAGAUCAGAGAGAAUACAAAUAGUAAACAUGAAAAUUACUCAAGUACAAAAGAACUUUUUUAUCUGAGUCUUCUUUUAAACAAGAUCAAAGGUUCGACCAGUUACGAGGAUAUACGAACUGUUAAUGGGAUUUUGUAUACUACAUUUGAAGAUGCUUAUAAUGCUCUUCUUAUUUGAACUAUAUUUUUUUCAUGAUAAAUUUUACUUAUUUUUCAUUUAUUUAUAGCAAACAAAGUGGAAACUUAUUAAAAAAACAAAUAUCUGACUUCAACAAUAUAAACUUUUCAACUAACGAAGAUAUACAGAGUAAUACUAAAUACAUGCUGGUUUGAUAUGGUUGGAAAUUAAAAACUAUGAGUGCUGUUUUGCAAAGAAUAGUAUACUCUUACAAAACGGUUUCUACGGAUCAAAUACAAAAUUUCUAAAUAUAGUGUAUGUAAUUGUAUUAAAACUAAUAUAAUAAAGUUUAGAUAAAAUACCAACUCAAUAAAAUUAAAUUAACAAUUACAAUAGAUAAACAUAGAAUAACUACCCACUACUUAUCCCCCAAACCUUUAAGCCUAAUUAUUCUCAACUGAACACACGAUAGCUUUACCUUUCCCGUUCUCUUUAUCACCACAGCUUCACCUUCUUUUUUUCCACCAUUGUUUCAUCUCUAUUUUUUUUCCUCACCAUCGUAGCCAAAACACUCUUCACAGGUUUUUGCUUUCUAUCAAUAUUCUUAGAACACUUCUUUUCUUCUUAUCUAAUACAUCAUCCACUCUCUAUUUAUGCAGAGUGUAGGUUGAAGAUGCCACUGGAGUAUACUCUUCCUUCCCAGCUCAAUUCAUCUAAAAAAGAAUGGAAAAUCCGAGUGUUGGUCUCACGGGGAGAAAGGAUUCAAGCUUCUAUUGAACAGAAAUUGAUUAAAAAUUUUGGAAGGAUCUAAAAGAAGGAGAGUAUCUAGAUAUCAUGAAUUUUGAAGUGUUGGGUAACAAUGGUGAUUACAGAGGAACCACACACUCUUACAAGAUAAGUUUUAUAUGGACUACAUAUAUGAAGACCUCUGAGCAGAUCCCAAAUCUAUCCCGCUUCAACUUAAGCCCUUUUCCAGAUAUUUCAUCUCAGUCCAAUGUUGAUGAUGUCUUCAUAGACAUACUGGGUGAAAUCACUGAGAGGAAGUAUGCAGGACAUUCAACAAAACUUUUGGAUAUCCAACUACGAGAUCUGAGUGAAACAAUCAUUGAAUGCACUUUAUGGGAAAACCAUGUUGAGGAUGUGCACUCUUAUGUGAAGAAAAACAAAACUGGUCCAGUUAUAUUGCUUGGAAGUCUUAUGAGGACUAAAAAAUUCAACGAUAUAGAUGAGAUAAGUGAAUUUAAGAAAGGAAUGGUGAACACUGAUAAUUUGGCUCCAUGUACGGUUACUCAAAUGAUAAAACCCACUUCAAAUAAAGUGAUAAUCGUUGAUGAUUUCCCAUUAAGCUGUUUCAAAACAAUCGAUUAGCUCAUGUGCAUCGAGGAAAGUACUUGUGUUAUGUUCGCAUCUAUCUUAGCAAUUCAAAAGGGAAUUCCUUGGUUCUAUGUUGGGUGCAAAGGCUGUUGUGGGAAAACUACACCAUAUUUCAACCCAGUGACUGAAAAAAUUGAAACCACCAAAUAUGCAUGCGACGCUUGCGAGAAAGAUGAACACCUGAUGAUGGUGUUCAAUCAUUCUCAUGAAAUCAGAUAGAUUGAAAAAACAAGAUUGAAACAAGAUUGAAACCAAACUCAUAGGUCUGUUUUGUUUGGGACUUAAAAUAGAUUUACUCAUUUACAUACAAAUUAUCAUUUCGCUUGGUCUUCUUCCUUUUUAUUGUCCAACGGUUUUAGGUAGUUAAUCAAAUUCCGUAAUUUGAAACCGCCAUGUCUCAACUUAUAAAUACUAUUGAUUCUCACACCUUUCUUCCCGGUUUCAAUUUCUAUUAUUUCUCAAAAUGUGUGAUAAUAAUCUAAGCUUUUUGCAAGAUAUUGAAUCUUGGCAGGAUGAAAAGCCAACCGUUGUGCCCCCUUUAAUGUGCGCCGAAGCCGUGCUGAACCAUUUUUCCAUUGUUGGCAUACUUGUUAACCCAGAGAAACAAAGUAUGAGUGUGUUGAUUAACCAGAUGCCUUGCAUUUGGGGCAUAACUGAUGAAGUCAUUGGUCGGGUUAUUGACUCCCGAAAGUUCCAGUUUGUGUUCAAGACAAAGGACGCCAUGUACAGAGUUUUGGAAAAAAAUCCUUGGUAUUUUGCUGAUAGGUUGAUCGUUUUGAAGCGUUGGGCUCCCACCGUUACUGAAGAAAGCUUAAAGAAGGUUCAGUUCUGGGUUCUGAUAAGGGGAAUCCCUCCUCAUUAUCUAUCGAGAGCAAUAGUCGAUUUCGUUGGGGACAAACUUGGACAAGUUGUUGACGUUGAAUUUGACGACUCAACAAACCUUACAAAUUAUGUAUGGGUUCUGGUGAACUGGAACAUUGACAAACCGUUGCGUUUUUAACGUAACUAUGAAUUUGGUGUUUGUGAGAUUUA
Molecule: messenger RNA, 2763 nt
Organism: Brassica napus (rape)
Lineage: Eukaryota; Viridiplantae; Streptophyta; Magnoliopsida; Brassicales; Brassicaceae
Exons: 8
Coding region: 1192-1725 (177 amino acids)
Source: RefSeq, a predicted model, not a curated record